AUGCCGAGCCCAAUGGUGCAGCAGACCAUCACGGCGGCCGCGCUGUCCGCCGCCAGCAACAUACUCGCACAGCUCAUCACGGCGCAGAAGACGGGCAGAGGAAGCAAAGGGAGCGACGGAGGGCGAGAGGGACAGAAAAAGCUGACAGGAGCGUUCCCUCCAUCCCUCCUUCCAUCGGGGGGAGAGGAUGCCGGGGGAAAAACCACAAACAAACAGCAAACCUUCACCAUCGACGCCGAACCCGUCGCCAAGUUCGUGCUCUUCACCGCGCUCAGCACGCCGCCGAACGUGCUGUGGCAGGAGUUUCUCGAGGACGUGUUUCCGGGCGAGAAGAAGAAGCGGCUGCCGCCCACCAACAGCAAUGACAACAACAGCGAGAAGAAGGACGCGCAGGUCAAGGAUGAGCGGAAAAACGCGGGGAUGGACUGGGCGAACGUGUUUUGGAAAUUCCUGCUGGACCAGACGGUCGGCGGUGUCGUGAACACGGUGCUGUUUAUUGCGGGGAUGAAGGCGUUGAAUGGUGGGGAUGCCGAGGCGGUCAAAGUGGCUGUGAAGGAGGGUCUCUGGCCUAUCUUCCUUGCGGGCACGAAGCUGUGGCCGCUGGUGUCCAUCAUCAGUUUCACCCUGAUUCCGGUGGAGAAGAGGGUAGUGUUUGGCAGCAUUAUUGGUGUUGCUUGGGGUGUGUAUCUGAGCUUGAUUGCUGCACAGUAG
Messenger RNA from Diplodia corticola, 711 nucleotides. RefSeq names its product integral membrane mpv17 pmp22 family. Gene Ontology annotation, cellular component: membrane; cytoplasm. Lineage: Eukaryota; Fungi; Ascomycota; Dothideomycetes; Botryosphaeriales; Botryosphaeriaceae. The record is from RefSeq and is a predicted model, not a curated record. The transcript is spliced from 3 exons. The coding region runs from base 1 to 711 and encodes 236 amino acids.